UUUGCGGACUAGCGCCAUUAUAAAGGGACGUCACUUCCGCUGAGCAACGAUUGAAUGGAUGAAUGAUCCAUCGGUGUUGCCGUAGAAUUUCAUGAUUUACUUCCGCGUCCUCGUGGACACGUCGUUUUGACGACAACGAUGGUAUAUAAAUAAGUUCGAUGCUAUGGGCUGUGUUAUUAUUUGGUUGUACUUUAUUUGGCAUUUAUCUGGCAUCAUCGCCACUUCUCCGAGGACAGUUUCGUUAAAAAGGAGCCUAUCACAGCCCGCUUCGCUACACAUCUUAAAAAAAAGAAGCCUGGAGCCCUGCCGACUGUCCAGUACUCUCUUGCCAAAAUGCGUCCAUUCUCCCUUUUCCGUCUACACACUGUGUCUGCUUCAGGUCCAGUUCAUCAUCUGAUGUAAACCCCAGACCGAGAGCAACAUCCUGAGGGCUCACAGCUGUCUUUCAAGACUCUUCAGUGUGGCAAACGCCUCCUUCGCCGAACAUGGACGCCAGAGGACUCUUCCAGAGGUUGGCCGAGGCCGAGCAGUCUCACCUCCUGCGGUUCUGGGACCAGCUGAGCCCCGAGGAGCGAGCGGGCUUGACCCUCGACCUUCAAGGAAUAGACUUCCAGGAGAUCAACGGCUUCUUCAGGAAGGCCACGGACGUGUCCCGCGGCAGCGUUGAGAAGAUGGACGGCCGCAUGGCGCCUGUCCCGCGGGAGGUGCUGGGGAGCGUGACGAGGGACGAGGCCCGCGUGAAAAGCUGGGAGCAAACGGGUCUGCAGUGCAUCUCCCGGGGGAAAGUAGCGGUCGUGCUGCUGGCGGGCGGUCAAGGAAGCCGACUGGGAGUUCCGUACCCAAAAGGGAUGUUUGACGUGGGGCUGCCGUCCCGUAAAACACUUUUUCAAGUGCAGGCUGAGCGUAUUUUGAAGCUGCAACAGCUGGCUGAGGAGACGCUGCACAGCAAGUCUUCCAUUCCAUGGUACAUCAUGACCAGCAGCAGGACCAUGGACUCCACGGAGGAGUUCUUCUCUCGCCAUGACUACUUUGGCUUGGACAAGAACAACGUGAUGUUCUUCUGGCAGGGCAUGCUGCCCGCCAUGGACCACCAGGGCAAGAUGAUCCUGGAGAGCAAAAGCAAAGUGUCCAUGGCUCCGGACGGCAACGGAGGUCUGUACCGAGCCUUGAAGAACCAGGGCGUCCUGGAGCACAUGCAGCAGAGGGGGGUGGAGUGCAUCCACGUGUACUGCGUGGACAACAUCCUGGUCAAAGUCGCCGACCCGGCGUUCCUGGGAUUCUGCGUGCAGCACCAUGCCGACUGCGGCGCCAAGGUGGUGGAGAAAAGCCACCCGACAGAGGCGGUGGGUGUGGUCUGCAAGGUGGACGGCAAAUACCAGGUGGUGGAGUACAGCGAGAUCGCCAUGGAAACGGCCCAGAAGAGAGGCGCCGACGGACGCCUGCUGUUCAACGCUGGCAACAUAGCCAACCACUUCUUCAGCUUCUCCUUUCUCAAAGACGUGGUGGAGAAGUAUGAACCCAGUCUUCAGCACCACGUGGCCCAGAAGAAGAUCCCCUUUGUGGACCACAGAGGUCGACUCUCCACGCCGGACAAACCGAACGGAAUCAAAAUGGAAAAGUUUGUCUUUGACGUUUUCCAGUUUGCCGAGACCUUUGUGGUGUACGAGGUGCUGAGGGAGGACGAGUUCUCCCCGCUGAAGAACGCCGACCGCCAAAACGGAAGGGACACGCCCACAACCGCCAGACACGCCCUCAUGUCCCUCCACCACCGCUGGGUGUUGAACGCCGGCGGUCACUUUAUCGACGAGAACGGCACUCGCCUACCUGCCAUACCCAGCCUGAAGGACAGGAGCGACCUGCCCAUCAAAUGCGAGGUCUCGCCGCUGGUGUCGUACGGCGGAGAAGGCAUCCGAGCGCUGGUGAAGGAUCGGGAGUUUCAGUCGCCGCUGGUCAUCGACGAGAGCGGCGUCCACCAGCUGGUCAGGGACGGGAAAUAAUCCCAGUCUCUGCAAUACUAAACUGCCUUUUGAAAAAUACCGGAAUGUUUUUGUUUCAUAUACAUGACAUAUGAGCCCAGGCGCAUGUGAGUCAACACACACACACAGCACUUACAAUUGGAGACAGAAGAUAUUGAAUGGACGCUUCAAAUAACGAUAAAGGUGAAGCUAUGCACCGCAGAGUCUUUGUCCCUCCACAGUGUUUUAGUUACUUGUCAGGUUCAAACACUGAUGACAUCUAUUAAUCAGACAAGAAGCAAGGAAUCAUGCAGAGACAGAGUUCAAUUUACCUCAUGAGGAGAACGCAUGGAGCUGCACACUUAGUCACAGUCUCGCCCUACGCUCUAAGGUUCAGCUCCCGUGUCCCUCUAUUUAUUCAGGAGUUCCACAGCCAACAUCACUAAGGCCGCCUCUAAAAGGAGUGGUCACAUAUAUUAUGCAAAGCAGGUCCAGGACGCACAAUACGUGACGGAAUGUGCUGGGGGCCUUGUGAUUUCGCCUUGUCUCUGCUUCGUCUGCGUGCUGUCAUCUUAUCUUCGUUGAGGUCCUUGAAGUCUCUGGCUGUUAGCGGGCUAAAACAAAGAUAACAUCUGCGGCUGAGGCCACUCCUCAGACAAUAAGUUUUUGUCCUUGCACAGAUAGAAAAGUCUAACUUGAGCACAAUAGCUAAUAACUAAAGCAACGGACUUUAAGCAUACUAAAGUUGUGUGAUAAUAUAUACAGGUAUACAUGAUUAUUCUAACACGGGUCACCAACGCGGUGCCCGCGGGCACCAGGUAGCCCGUAAGGACCAGAUGAGUAGCCCGCUGGCCUGUUCUAAAAUUAGCUCAAAUAGCAGCACUUACCAGUGAGCUGCCUCUAUUUUUUAAAUUUUAUUCAUUUCCUAGCAAGCUGGUCUCGCUUUGCACAACAUUUUUAAUUCUAAGAGAGACAAAACUCAAAUAGAAUUUGAAAAUCCAAGAAAAUAUUUUAAAGACUUGGUCUUCACUUGUUUAAAUAAAUUCAUACAUUUUUUUACUUUGCUUCUUAUAACUUUUCAGAAAGACAAUUUUAGAGAAAAAAUACAACCUUAAAUAUGAUUUUAGGAUUUUUAAACACAUAUACCUUUUUACCUUUUAAAUUCAUUCCUCUUCU
Messenger RNA from Entelurus aequoreus (snake pipefish), 3131 nucleotides. Its product is annotated as UDP-N-acetylhexosamine pyrophosphorylase-like. The record is from RefSeq and is a predicted model, not a curated record. The coding region runs from base 486 to 1997 and encodes 503 amino acids. NCBI's taxonomy places the organism in Eukaryota, Metazoa, Chordata, Actinopteri, Syngnathiformes, Syngnathidae. Gene Ontology annotation, biological process: UDP-N-acetylglucosamine biosynthetic process. The transcript has 4 exons. Gene Ontology annotation, molecular function: UDP-N-acetylglucosamine diphosphorylase activity.